Messenger RNA from Chroicocephalus ridibundus (black-headed gull), 4177 nucleotides. RefSeq names its product A-kinase anchoring protein 8 (gene AKAP8). The transcript has 15 exons. Bases 1713 to 4091 code for a protein of 792 amino acids. The record is from RefSeq and is a predicted model, not a curated record. Lineage: Eukaryota; Metazoa; Chordata; Aves; Charadriiformes; Laridae. Gene Ontology annotation, molecular function: DNA binding; protein kinase A regulatory subunit binding. Gene Ontology annotation, cellular component: nuclear matrix; nucleus.
AGGUUCGCUCAACGGCGUGUGGGAAGUGAUUUGUGAGGGGGAAAACCCCCUUCUCUUUCAUCAAAGCACCAAACGGCAUCGGAUUCGUGAGCGUCGGGGCACUCUCCCAGCUCCUACCUGGUUUUUACAUCUCUUUAAGCUACAAAACGAGGUUGGCGGAGGUGGAAAUCGAAAGAAAGUCACCCCAAUGGAAGUUUAACGGGUGGAUAUCGGUUGUUUAAAGCCCCUCGAUGAGGCUUACUUAGAUGUGAGAUGGCGGCACGUGGGUAAGCGCUCGCUGAGGUUCGCUCGCCGGCGUGUGGGAAGUCAUUUGUGGGGGGGAAAAGCCCUCCUUCAUCAGAGCACCAAACGGCGUCGAGUUUGUGAGCGUUGGGGCGCUCUCCCAGCUCCUGCUCGUUUUUUAUGUCUCUUUAAAGUAGGAGACGAGGCUGGUAGAGGUGGAAAUUGAAAGAAAGUCACCCAAAUCGGAGUUUAACGUGUGAACGUCUGUUGUUUAAAGGCUCUCGAUGAGGUUUGUCUGGAUGCGAGAUGGUGGCACGUGGGUAAGGGCUCGCGGAUCCGAGCCCAAAGCAGCCUGACAGCCUGGAUCCUCUCCCCCAUCUCCGGUUUUUGAGCCCUCUGUCCUCUUCCCACCUUGAAUUCCCACUUCGCAAAGCGAAGUGGGAUUUUUAACUCACUGUUGAAAACGCUUCCGUGGUUUUUAUAACAUAAUUGUGGCUGCGGCAGGAUUUUAUAAAUAAUACAGCAGCGAUGCCGUUUUUGUGUGUGUUUUAUCAAGUUCCUAGUACCUUGCACGUGGCUUUUUCUGCGGAGAUCAUUCGUAAUUCAUCCCGACAUCGUGUUGAUACAGACCUGUUGACAAGUUGCUCUUUUCAGGUUCCCUCUGUCUCUGCUUCCAGUUUGGUGGAGAUCUGAUGCCCGGACUCUCUUUCAUCAUGCUUUUAAAUGUUUUUUUAAGUGUUUUACCUGUUUUUCGGGCAUAAAAAUGAGGUGAGAGACUGCAACGGGAUUAAAAACACCUUAAAUAUGUGUUGAAUCAUCCUCAACAAGAGCUGGUUUCUUUCUACCGACAGCUGAGCGAGUCUGGAUAAACAACCCGGAAGAGUUUAGGCAGCUAAAAGUUAUUCCCGAGAAAGAUUUCAUUGGAUUCGUGACGUUAGUGAGCUGCCCAAUUGCUGGGAUAUUCCCUUCGUCUCGCAGAACUGUUAAUAAAUUAAAACCACCGAGCAUGUUGCAGCUUUAGAGAAGUUUUGUUGUGGAUUUUUACCAUUGUAUAGUAUAAAAAUGAAGGUGUUAACAGUUCUUUGGCGUUUUAGAAAUAAACCUCAGGUGUAGCCAGCUCACCUUAUAAGCAGCCCCUUUAUUUUUAAUUCUCUGCAUGUUGAGAAUCGCGUGGUUCCACCCAAGUGGGUUUUUGGGAAGAGCGUCCUUUGCAGUUGAGCCUUGCGUAGGAGCGUGUGAUAAUAGAUUUAAUUUGAAUACUUCAUGAUUCCAGCAGAAGACAAAGUUUAUUCUUUCCGGAUAAAGUCCUUUGUUGAAAUCAGCGGGAGAACCUCAGACCUCUGCUUUCAGAAGGAAUUGGCCCCGGCUUUUUGUCUGCGGGUGUUAAACUUCAUUUCUCAGCGCUUCACGUAAACUGAAUGAUGUAAAUCUCUCAACGUUGCUCCACCAUCUCCGGAUCCGUGCUCUGCUUUCUCCAUGUGCGGAAAAAAAUGAUUCCCAAGCUUUUUCCCCAGCUCCAAGCGCGCUGUAUUGGGAAUAAACUGGGAACCAGGACACACGGCACACUCGGCCGGGAGCUCAGCACGCACUGGGACGAUGCCUGGGACAGCCAGGGGUUCGGUGUCACUCGCUGUCACCCAAAGCGAUCGCCUGCGCUCAGCAGUUUGUUUUCAAGAGGCUAUGGAACCUGGAAUACUGGGGCCACCAACACUCAAGGUACCUACGCGACGAAUGCGACGAGCUGGCAAGGCUAUGAAGGCUACGACUAUUACAACACCCAAACCACCGCCGCUAACACAGCAGCCACCUACAACUACGCCGCUGCCACUUCCAGCAGCUGGGAAACCCCCAAAACCUCGGAUCUGAGCAUGAAUGCUGACGUGGGCGCCGCGAUGCCCGUCGCCUCCUACGGCACCGAGACCUCGGCUAACGAGAACUCGGAUUCCAUCAUUGCCAAAAUCAACCAGCGGCUGGAUAUGCUAUCGAAGGAGGGCAGCGGCGGGACAGGGGAGGGGAUGGAAGACCAGGAAAGCUCGUUCAGAUUUGAAUCUUUCGAAUCCUACGACUCGAGGUCUUCCAUGAACGACCGCGACAUGUACCGAUCCGGCUACGAUUACGGAGAAGUCGGAACCGAUCGCAACGAUUCCUUCGGCAGCCAGUUCGACGGCCGCCGGGAUCAAUCGCGCAACCGAGGCAACAACUACGGCCUCGUGCGAGGCCGGGCUCAAAACCGCGUUCAGAACCGUGGGCGUCUGAACGCUUUCAACCGCGCCGACCACUUCAUGCCCUCCUCCAGCUCCGAGCGCCUCUCGGCUCGUUGGAACGAGUUGAACUACAUGGGUGGGCGCGGGAUGGGGGGGGCCGGAUCCAACAGGCUCCCAUCCCUCUUUUCCCAAGCCCUCGUUCCCGAUUACGGCGACUACGGCGAUUACGGUGACUACGGCGAUUAUGGCGAUUACGGCGACUACGGGGAUUACGGCGACUACGGGGAUUACGGUGACUACGGAGACUAUGACUAUGGCAUGAUGGGGAUGUCGGGCAUGGGAAUGGGACGGUAUGGGAAUAUGCCGUACGGAAUGGGGAGGCAACGGAACAGAGACAGGAUGGGUACGGUGCCCUGGCACACGAACACGCUCAUGCCCAAGAGAAGAGGUUUCCGAAACCGUUCGGGCGGGCGAUCGGACAGCGAGGGAGGAGGACGCAAACGCAAACAGUCGCAAAGCGGCGACGAGCCUGACAGCAAACAGGCCAAGACCGACAGCGAAGGAGACGACACCGAGAACGCAGAUGAGGGCGACGGAGAGGAAAAAUCAGGAGAUGAAGCUGACAAAGCAUCUGGAGAUGGCUGUGAAGAUGAUGACGAGGAGGUGAAAAAGAAGAGGGAGAAGCAGCGGAGAAGGGAUCGGAUGCGCGAUCGUGCUAUGGACAGAAUCCAGUUUGCCUGUUCCGUCUGCAAGUUCCGCAGUUUUGAGGAAGAGGAAAUCCAGAAACACCUUCAGAGCAAGUUUCACAAAGAGACUUUGCGAUACAUCGGUACCAAACUCCCGGAUAAAACGGUGGAGUUCCUGCAGGAGUACAUCGUCAACAGGAAUAAGAAAAUCGAGAAGCGACGCCAGGAGCUGACGGAGAAAGAGGGCACAAAACAGAAACCGGAUCCUUUUAAGGGUAUCGGCCAGGAACACUUCUUCAAGAAGAUCGAGGCGGCUCACUGCAUGGCGUGCGACAUGCUGAUUCCCGCACAGAACCACCUUCUGCAGAGGCACCUGCGAUCGGCCGAUCACAACAGAAACCGCAGGAUGGCCGCGGAGCAGUUCAAAAAGACCAGCUUACACGUGGCCAAGAGCGUCCUGAAUAACAAACACAUCGUAAAGAUGCUGGAAAAAUACCUCAAGGGAGAAGAUCCUUUCACGGAUGAAAUCACGGAUCAGGAUGUGGACGAAGCUUUGGAAGGCGGAGACGGCGCCGGAGAAGCAACUGCCGAAACCGCCGCCGUCGAAACCACUGGAGAAAACGAAGGAGGAAUGGGAGAAACUACGGAACCGGCGGAAAUUCCCGAAGAUUUUGCCAAACCUGAGGAAUUUCUUAAAAAUCUGGGAGAACAAGAUCCCCCCAAACCGCUGCUGAUGCCCCCGUUCCUGCAAGACGACGAGCUGGAAGCGGAGGAGGUGACGACAUCGGAGGUGACAUCGGAGGUGACGGCGGAAGCGGCGCCAUCGGAAGCUCCAGAAGAGCCGUCCGCGCUUCCCGAAAAUCCACCAAAACCGGUGGUUUCACCCCAAAAUGAAACUGAGGGUUGGGCAGGCAAAAAGGAGGAGGAAGAGGAGGAGAGAGAAGCUCCGCCGGCGGCUGAGGAGCCGCAGCCGGAAUAACUGUGAAUAUUUGUGAAGGACGAAGAGCGCAGGAUCGUACCUUCCCCAAGAAACCCGCCGGCUGCUGGGGCGGGGGGGGGGGGGGG